CCCGACCCCGGCCCCGGGCACGAUGCUGCCCAGCUCCAUUCAGAUUUCGGGGGAACCUCUGUCUGGCGCCGAGGUGCGAGACAUCUGCCGUGGCCUGCGCGACAACGCCGUGCGCCUGCUCUCCCUGCGCGGCUGCCGCCUCUGCGACCGCGACUUCGGCCGCAUCUGCCGGGCGCUGGCGGGGGCCACGUCCCUGGCGCAGCUCAACCUUAACCUGGGCGUCGUGUCCAGCCCCAGCCGCAUCAAGCAGCUGGCGGAGGCGCUGCGGACCAACCGCUCCAUCCAGUCCCUCUUCCUGCAUGGGAGCCCCCUCACAGACGCCGGGCUGGCCUUGCUGAACCCUGCCCUGGCCCUCCACCCGGCCUUGGUGGCUCUGGACCUGGGGGACUGCAUGCUGGGUGAUGAAGCCAUCAACCUCAUCUGCGGCCUCCUCCCUCCAGACGGGGCCAAGUCUGGCCUGAAGGAGCUAACGCUGAGCGCCAACCCUGGCAUCACCCCGAAGGGCUGGAGCCGCCUCGCCAUUGCCGUGGCCCACAGCUCCCAGGUCCGCGUCCUCAAUCUGGACUACAACCCGCUGGGGGACCACGUGGCAGGGAUGCUGGCUGUAGCUGUGGCCUCAAGCCGCACCCUGGAGGUCCUAGACUUGGAGGGCACAGGGCUCACCAACCAAUCAGCUCAGACCCUGCUGGACAUGGUAGAAAAUUACCCCACGGCGCUGCGGAGCCUGGUGUUGGCUGAGAACAGCAUUAGCCCAGAGCUCCAGCAGCAGAUCUGUGACCUCCUCUCUGAGGGGGAGGAAGAGGAGGAAGUGGCAGGAGGGUCUGGCGACACCCAGGAAUGGGAGAGAGGGCGGGAGCCUGCUGCCCAUCGGGCGGGCGGCAACUCCUGGAUGUGCCCCAGCGAUCCCAGCUCUCAGAUGGUGCUAAUGACGUCAGGACUAGGGGACAGUCUGUUGGCUGAGACGGAGAUGUGACUUUCACGUGGACUUCUGCACACCAUUACAGUUGUCUGUCUCCCCAGCACCUGGCCCCAGAUAUCAGGCUCAGGCCCUAGAGGGAGGGGGUGCCUGGGGCUCUGGCAGCUCCCAGCAGUGUUGGGGUGGGGGGGACAGCUCUGGAAGCUGUGACUGGACAAGAUAGCCCUGGAGGAGGGGGCACACUUGAACCCAGGGCAAUGCCUCUGGACUUGGCAGCUGUGGCUGCAACCCGCUGGCUCGGAAGAGAUUUUAUGAACUCUACAACCGGCUGUGUGACUGUGGUCCCUGGGAGCGGCAGCUGGGGAGGAACUGGAACUACCACUGAGUACCACUAGAGAGCAGUAUCAUCCCACAGCCCAAGCUCCAGGCAGCCGGUAGGGGUCCCUCUCUCUCAAAUAAACCUGACCCAGGUGUAAACCUGGGGUGCUGGGACAACACCUUACACAGGUAACUAAAGAGCUCACCCUCAAAGCUGGACUGGACCCCACCACCAAUGGGAGCCUCGUGGGGCCCCAAGAUUACUUGC
Molecule: messenger RNA, 1502 nt
Organism: Lepus europaeus (European hare)
Lineage: Eukaryota; Metazoa; Chordata; Mammalia; Lagomorpha; Leporidae
Gene: LRRC73
Product: leucine rich repeat containing 73
Exons: 6
Coding region: 23-973 (316 amino acids)
Source: RefSeq, a predicted model, not a curated record